GUCAGCUGUCUCAUUAACAUUUUGUCAAAGCGUCAAAAAGGUUAGGUUGAUCUGCAAAAUAUAUUUUAUAAAAUUAAGAGUUCAUUUAAUAAAUUUAAGGUAUUAUUAUAAAAUAAAUGAUUAACUUUAUGGUUGAAACUACACAUGUGAAAUAUUGAGAGAAUGGCGUCCACGGGAAGUACACCAUUUCCUAAAUGGCAGCUAGCCAUACUACUUGGUGCCCCUCUGGCCAUUGGGUUAGGUUACCUCUAUAUGAGAAGUAGAUUUGAAGACCCUGAGAAAAAGAAAGUAGCUGAACUUAAAGCGAAGACAACAAUUUCAUUAGAUAACGAAGACAAUGCAAAGGCAGCGGAGAGUGCCAUCGAUCGCGCUAUGAAAUUAAAGGCGGCCGGUAAUCGAGCUUUUCAUGCAGGGGAGUAUGAUAAAGCUAUCGAAUUGUAUAAUGACGCUAUAGAGGCUUGCCCUUCAGAACGUGCAGUUGAUCUAGCUACCUUUUAUCAAAAUCGUUCUGCUUGUUAUGAAAAACGAGAGAUGUGGGAACAAGUUAAGGAAGAUUGUACAUUCGCGCUCAAACUUAAUGAAAAGUAUGUUAAAGCGUAUCUCCGAAGAUCCCGUGCUGCAGAGAAAAGUGGUGAUCUAGUUCUUGCUCUGGAAGAUGUUACUUCAGCGUGUAUCUUAGAGAGAUUUCAGGUUCAAAGUUCACUAGUGAAUGCCGAUCGCAUACUGAAAGCCCUUGGAAGACAACAUGCACGAGAAGCUCUUGAUAAACGAGACCCAGUAAUGCCAUCAAAACAUUUCAUCAAAACUUACUUCUCUGCAUUUUCUGAAGAUCCAAUUGCUAAGGUAAAUGUUGAUGCAAAUGAAACAUGUGGGUUUGCUAAUGCCAAAAAAGCUCUUGAAGUCCAAGAUUAUGACUCUGUAGUUAAAGCUUGCACUGAAGAAAUAGAUGCUGAAGGUAAAUAUAAAUAUGAAGCAUUACUCUUAAGAGCUACAUUCUAUUUGCUCUUAGGUAGACAUGAGGAGGCACAUAUUGAUCUCGCUAAUGUCAUCACCAGUGAUGCACCGACUAAGAUCAGAGUCAAUGCAUUGAUCAAACGUGCUUCACUUUUUACACAACUAGAAAACACCGAAAAAUGUCUAGAAGAUUUCAGUACAGCAGCACAGUUAGAUCCAGACAAUUCUGAUAUCUAUCAUCACCGGGGGCAGGUGUACUUGCUGUUGGAACGAAUGGAUGAAGCUACAUCAGAAUUUGCAAAGGCUGUUGAGUUAAAUCCCAACUUCUCAAUUGCAUACAUUCAGAAAUGUUAUGCUGACUACAGACAUGCCCAGUUACAUAAAAAUAUUGGAGCUCUAACUACAGUAAGGGCAGACUUUGAGCGUGCUUUGGAACUGUUCCCCAGAUGUGCUGAUGCAUACAUUUUAUAUGCACAAGUGUUAUCAGAUCAGCAGGAAUGGGGCAGGGCUGAGGCUCUGUUUGAUGCAGCCCUGGCUGUGGACCCAAAUAAUGCCACACUGUAUGUGCACAAGGGCCUUGUUCAAUUACAGAAGAGCACAGACUUUGAUAAGGCUGUCAAGUUGAUUAACAAAGCCAUUGAUAUGGAUGACAAAUGUGACUUUGCAUAUGAGACUCUUGGAACAAUUGAAGUUCAGAGAGGAAACUUAAGACGUUCACUGGAACUGUUUGAGAAGGCAAUCAGAUUAGCCAAAACUGAAUUAGAAAUGACACACUUGUUCAGUUUGAAGGAUGCUGCAGCUGCCCAACUGAAAGUCUCUGAGCGCUGGGGGCUGGACUGGACUGUGAGCUAGAUUAGUAUACAAUGAGCAUCAAGAAUAAUUUUAGAACAUUGCCAUGAAUGUCAGAGUAGGGUAAAAAAUAUUUAGUUUGGAGUUAUCAACAUUUUAUGUUUAUUUAUUAUUUGAAAAUUGACUAUUUAAAUUUUUAAUUGUAUUAGUAUUGUUCAAUCACCCAUGAGCAACUAAUAAACGUACCCUUCCGUUGUAUAUGUGGUUUAAACCCUACUUUGGAAUUUCUUGUGAUAUGUAUUUAACUGUACCUAUAACCGCCGUGCAAUUAGUGUGUUGUUAACAUGGUCUUCAUAUUCUAGCAUAUAAUAGACUAUAUUGGAGAAAAUGUACAAAUUUUAUUGAAAACAAUAUUUAUAUAAGUGUUUAAAGUGUUACACUUCACACAACAGUGUUAAAAUAUUGGCUAAUUAAGUAGUAAUGCAAAAUUGUAAAACAUGUUUAUUGUAUAUUAUGUCUAUACUAUGUAUCCAUUACAAAACAUGUAAAUGCUGUAACUUGUAAUUGUAUGAAUGGUGUUUUGAGAACAAAGUAUUCGUAAUGAAAAGUUAGGUUUUAUUCCAGUUAAAUUUUGCAUUUAAAUUAGUAAUAACUUGAUAACAUAAAAUUUUCCUAGCUAGUAGGUACCUUGAUUUUUGUAAUAAUCACAUUGAUACUUAUUAAAUUCCGAAAUAUUCACUUUAGAAUUAUUGUACUUUUGUAUAUCAAAGUUAUUGGUUGUUAUUAUAAUUUAUAAUAUAUUUUUAAAUUCGCAACUGAGGUAGGUAAAGCCUAAUAAAAUCUAAUUUGAAUUUCAACAGUGAUAAUAAUAUUGUUUUCUGGGUCUAAGCAUAAGCUGAUCUCAGAUUUGAAAAGAACUUUACUGACUGUUAAGUAUUUAGAGGGUGAGUUGUACGGCGGUACUCGGUAAUCUAUUUCACAUGUAGGUUAGUAUAUAUAGUAAAAAACUAAUUUGCUAGUUGGCUGUAUAUUGAAUAUCAUAGCAAAUUAUAAUUAGUGUUUCAAAAUUGUAGGACUUACGUUUGUUGGAUGCGCUCUUUGAAAUAGGAUGUGCGUUUAAGAUUAGAUUACUGAUGUGUUUCUAAAAGUUGUUACCUCACCGAUAGUGAAUAGUUAUCAAUUUACAAAAUCUUCAAAUAUAUGCAUACAAAAAU
Molecule: messenger RNA, 2957 nt
Organism: Leptidea sinapis
Lineage: Eukaryota; Metazoa; Arthropoda; Insecta; Lepidoptera; Pieridae
Gene: Tom70
Product: mitochondrial import receptor subunit TOM70
Exons: 2
Coding region: 163-1806 (547 amino acids)
Biological process (GO): RNA processing
Molecular function (GO): protein binding
Source: RefSeq, a predicted model, not a curated record